This is a messenger RNA of Daldinia caldariorum, 1015 nucleotides long. RefSeq lists its product as uncharacterized. Lineage: Eukaryota; Fungi; Ascomycota; Sordariomycetes; Xylariales; Hypoxylaceae. The record is from RefSeq and is a predicted model, not a curated record. The coding region runs from base 395 to 877 and encodes 160 amino acids. The transcript is spliced from 2 exons.
UAAGUUAGAGGUCAGAAACUAAAUCGCGCCCUGCGUAAUAUGCAGAGUUUAUUCGGCCUCAGAGACAGGCGACAGCGCAACUAAUGAUUUCGCUAAAGUUGUCAAGGCGACCUAUGCGAUAGCUCAAGCCUUCGAUUUGAAAAUCUAGCUUCAACUCACACGCCGCCUUGUACUUAGAUUUCAUCAUCAAAGGACUAAACGUAGCUCAUCCGAAACUUUCGCAGAAUGGCCAGGGCUUCCCCAACGCUGUAUAAAUACAGGAGAAAUCCUCUUCACUUGCAGCGUUCCUUUAACACUAUUCAUCGAGUAGCAAUACCCUCAAUAGCUAAGAAUCCUCCCAGAUUCGAACAGAAAUUCAGGAUAAGUGUCUUUCCGUGAUUCUAUCUCAUUCACUAUGCAUUUUCUAAGCUUAGUCACAGCUCUCUCGUUAGCUGGCACUUCUCAUUCCGCACCGGUGAUAUCGCCCCCGGGCACCUCGUUGGAGCCAGCUCGUCCAUCCUCAGGUCCUUCUAACAACUCGUCACCCCAUGCUCUUGAUGGCAAUCAGGACGACUGGCCGCCCCAUGAUCCGUUCACUGACGACAGCUACUGCCAUAUCCAAAUCGCGCCGGGCCCCAACUUGACGGAAGAUGAGAAGGCGCCCUUAAUGGAAUGCUACAACACGAUACUCAGAGGCGCGUGGCUCGACCAGUGGUACCAUUGCGACAAUACCUACCGUUACUUUAAGAGCUUCGGCGCCUCGUGGAAUAGCCCCGACGAUUGCUACAACGCUUGCAAGAGAUGCUUCAUCAGCGCGCUCCACGCGAACGCCGCCAACUGGUACUGUUUCCAGAUUGCCGGGUUUCUGGCUCAGUGCAACGUCAGAUACAUGCAGUAAAGCUGCGAACACUUGUUCCAUAUACGCCUUAGCUUUCGUUAGGGUUUUAGGAUGAGGGGAUCGGGGACGAAUAAUGCAUUAGCGAUAGAUACCUAGGCGUUGAUGGACGUGGUUUACGCAGACGAUGGUGUCGUGUGG